Cinara cedri is the source of this 37839-nucleotide messenger RNA. NCBI's taxonomy places the organism in Eukaryota, Metazoa, Arthropoda, Insecta, Hemiptera, Aphididae. The record is from the annotation of a GenBank genome assembly.
UGCGCACGACCCGUUACUCUCCGUUUGCCGCCGCAGCGACAGUCCGACGAGCGAACGACUGGCUCAUCAACCUAACCACACCGUCCUAAACCGUACGCGGUCAAGUUUUCGUAAAUUUGUUGAUAAUAUUAAUAUUGUUAUUAUUAUUUUUUUUAUGGCGCUUUUAAUUCACCGUUAGUCGUCAGUGUUAUAAUAUCUGUGGGCGAAUCAAUAGGCAAUAUAUUAUAAUAUUCGAGCGACGGGGGGAAAAAAAAAUAAUCGACCUGGUUUAUUUAUUACUGUUAUUAUUUUUUUUUAAUUAAUAACUGACAAUUUUUUUAAAAACACAUUAUUUAUUCGCUUCAACAUCACGCUGGAUGUUUGCUCAAGCAGCGUUAUUAUAAUAUAUCCGUAAACAAAUAAAUAACAAUAUUAUUAUUAUAAAACAACAGCGUGCUCGAACCGUAUGCAUCACACCGACAGUUCGACGAACGUGUUGCUAGCCAUUCUGCUGUCGCUUUGGAUGUUCAAGUUUUUCCACAACAGAGAUCCGACCUCGUUACGGCUAACCCCGCAAAAUUGUAAUACCAUAUAGGAACCGCAACCGCGACCGAAACAUAACCUCAUAAAACUUAUACUUUGAACUCCACGAGUCGAAAAACACCCGAAAACAUGGACGGUUCAUGGUGGAACUCGGUACGUACCAUAUUAAUUUAUACCUACAUAAACCUAUUACAGUAGAUUGGCAACGAAAUACGGAAUCGGGAAUAAAAUCUCCGAUUUUAUGUCGGUGAUAAUGAACCACGUCCUCGUUAUUUUGAUUCCGAGCGUAGCGAAAGAGUUAUUGGUUUUACAAUGUUGUUUAUUACUUUUUUUUUCUAGUCUGUGGACACGUCCUAAUAAACUUGCUCCUAUGUAUAAGUGUAGCAUCUUUUCUGAAAACUCAAGUUAUUUAGAUUGUAUUUUAAAUAGGUCAUUUUUUGAUUUUUGGAUCCAUUUUUUAAAUAAAAGCACUUAAGUGGGAAAAAGCGUAGGCAAACGUAAAAUUUCACAAAUUCAUUAUUUUAUAAAAACACGAACGACGUUUUCUACUAGAAAAAAAUGAUUUAAUCGAAAAAUCACAAGAUAUAUUUUUUGUGUUGCCUUUUUGAUUUACUUCUUUACAAUAUCAUCACCACAACUUUUGGGCCACUUUUGAGCUUUAAAAGAAUUUUAAUUUUUGGGAGUUUUUUGCUGUAAUUCGGUUAUAAAUACACGUAAAGACUUGAAACUUGGUUAAAAUACUUAAAUUGGACUUAUCUAGACGGGGUUAUAUUUUCAAAAUCAUUGGACGACUUUUUUAUUUUUUUUUUGUAAUAAGCGUUUUGAAAUCAAAUUUAAACGAAAAUUGCGAAAAAAAAUUACGGAACUUCAAAUUAUAUAUUACCGAACUGCGCUCGGAGUCGUCUUUCGUCAAGCAAUGGUUUAUCGAUGCUUACAGAUAUAAAUGAAAUAACUUUAUGUAUCCUACCUUCCCAACUUCUCAUCUACAACAGUAGCCGCUCCCAUCCCCGGAGUCAGCUUUUUUUAUAUUGAGCCGAUAUCUAUUAUGGAUAUUUAUAAUUUGUUAUGCAGCCAGUGGGAUUUUUUUUUACUCGUCAUUCUAUUUUUACGCAUCGCGACGAAUAGGCGGUUUAUCGCUCGGAAAACGUUCUUCAGUAUGGCUUAUCAUCCACUCGAAAAGUUUCGUUAAUCGUCCAAAUUCAACAGUUUAAUACGCUAUAAUUGAACGUGCACACGUCAUUAUACUAUUACGUUGUAAAGGUCAUUUUCGAAUUUCCCGGUUCGAUGAUUCGCGAACGAAUAUCAUAUUCUGCGGCCAAAUUAAACUAUUUAUAUAUAUAUAUAUAUAUAUAUAGGUACGUUAAACUGAAAUUGGAUCCAAUAAACGUUCGUACAUAGGAUAUUUUUUGACCGUAUACUAGUUCAAAAACAAACGAACAUACUUCGCACAAUAGGUGGGCCACUGUUGUAGGUGAGAAGUUGGGAAAUAUGAGGGGAAAUUUAAUGUAUAUCUGUACGCAACAAUUAUCCAUUGAUAACGAAAGACGAUUCUGUGCGGAGUUUGGUUACACAUUUUUUAAAAGGUCCUAAUAUUUACGAUUCGAAAAUAAUAAAUGUCGUAAAUUUUCCCGUUUUUCAUACGGGUUUUCCCAUUUAUUGUGAAAACUCCUGGGAACAUAAAAAAAUAUCUCUUUAAAAUACCACCCUAGUCAAAUUUCCUUUCAGAAAAACCGCUGUACUUGAAAACUUGAGCAAAAUUCUUUGUAGAAAAGUUGUUUACAGAAAAAAAAAACAUCAUUUUACAACCAAUGCGUUUCUCGGAAUCCGCUGAGAAUCUAAAAUCAAACAAAUAACAAACCAAUUGUAUUAUAAUAUUUUAUACACUAAGCGAAGCCUGGAAUACAUUAGUUGUUGAACGUGUGUUUUUUGCAUCUGUUAAGAACUUUUCACAGGAAAUUUUAAUCUUUAUAAGAACUUACUUUUAGUAUUGCCGAUUUAUAAUCGGUGCGCAAAUAGGUAGGUCAGUUUUCGCAAUAAAUAUGAAAAAAUGGCGAUUUUUCGUAUAAUUUCUGUUGAUUUCCGGCAACUGGGGAAAAUAAGACUAAUAAUAUUCUGUUCAGAGUCGUUUUUCGUUAGCGAUGGUGUAUUGUGGCGUACAGAUAUCGAUUUAAUUAUACUAUAUUACAUCCUGCCUACUGACUUCUCUCCUAAAACAAUGCAGGCACACCCAUCAGCCGUAUGUGAUCUUUUAUUAUACGAUUUUAUCACGUGUUUAACAACGAUGUCUUAUUAUAUUUUGCAAACCGCGGUGGCUACGAUUUCGAAUAGGAAUUAUAUUAUUGAGAUUGAAUAGCAUAGGUGGUUUUUCUGAUUUCCGAGUGCAUAAUCGUACUAUACACUUGGGCUUUAUUGAUCGACGAAUCGGUAUAAUAUCGUAAUAGUAUAAUUAUAUUGGAUAUUAAUUUAAUAUAAGAAUGCGAAUAAUAUAUUAUGCGGCAAAUCGUUAAAAUACGCUUUUUUUUUCUGAUUACGUAAUUUAUAGCGUAGGAUUAUGCGUAUAUGAAAAUUAGAUUGCAUACAAGAGUAGGUUAUAGAAGAACAGAGAGCAUGGCAAUAUAAUAAUACAUGAGUGUAGUGCUAUUUUUUUGCGUUUUAUUGCGGAUGGUCAGAAAAAAACGAAUUCGAAACAAUAGAUAAAAACUACUCAUCGGUAUGAUAAUAUUACUGCACUUUUAAUAUAAUAAUUUGUUUACGAACCACGUGUUCAUUUAACAAAUUGUUAACGCCACUGCCGUCGUUUUCCGCAAUGUAUCAAUCGCUAUAUUAACAUUUCCGAUUAAAUUUACGUGCAUGGGGUGGGGGUGGGAAUGUAAUAAUAUAGGUACUUUGAAAUCUUAAAUGAGUAUACAGAUUUUUGGCUGAUCAAUGCGUAAAAAAUGAUUUAAAACACAAAAAAAAAAUUAUCGAUAUCUAGUCGCGCUUUGUGUAGACAAUUAUAAUAUGGUAAAUGUAUAUAGGUGUAUCGUAUAUCCGAUAAAAUUCGAAAACAAUUUUAUUUUUAUAAAUCUACGCUGAAAAAUGCGGUUAUUUAACAAUAGAACUGCAAUUUUUUUUCGGAUCGAGUGCUCCAGACGCGCGUAAGUAGUUCCUACAACAUCAACAACAACAGCAGGUCAAUAAAUAGAUAAACAACAAUAAUAAUAAUAAAAAAAUUCCAAAGAUAAUCUAUAUGAUGAAUAAUGAUAAUAUUAUGUGUCUUUUUUAACAAUAUUCAUUGUGCAACGAUUUAUCGUUUGUUCACCUUUGAGGUAUAUUAUAUAAUUGCAAAUUAUUAUUUGAGUUCGGUCAAUAAUUUUAUACCUCGUUCGACUAUAUCUACAGCGCGAUUCACUAAGCGUGCUCAUCCUAUUUUUUUUGCAUAUAUUCAAAUUCUGAUUUUUGGAAUUUGUGUGUGUAGAUAUAGCUGAUAUUUUCGAGUAGUUAGAUUUUUCACAACAUUUAUGGAGUAUCCUGUGGCUGGUCCAAUUUUGGUUUUUCAUAUGAGAACAUAUAUUAAACAUUUUAUAAAUAAACGGAGUAUUACUUUAAAUACAUUUUGGUGCCAACAUUUUUAAAUUCCGUCAACUCGUUAACGAGAUUUUCUACUUUUAAGUCUAGAUAGGGGGAGAGUAGUGAAGUAUCAUUUGUGUGACAGUACGGCGCGCGGCAUUUUAUUAGUGCUCCGAUAAUCUACCCCUACCUAAACUUUAAAGUGGAAUAUCUCGUCAACGGGUUGAAAGUUUAUAUUUAAAGUUGUAUUCUGUGUGUUUAUGGAAUUUUUACUCCUUAAAUGUUGUGAAAAAUCUAAGUAUUUGAAAAUAUCGGCUAUAACUACGUUUAAAAAUCCCAAAAAUCAGAAUUUUAAUUUAUACUAAAUUUAACGAAAAAAAAAAUGGAGAGAACACGCUUAGUGAAUCAUGCUGUAUAUAUUUGUGCAUAUUAUGUAUCGAGUUCAAGUAUACUUAUACAUAGAAACAGGUGUUCUCUACACCCAUAUUAUGUAGGCGGAACAUCAGGGCGUUUAUAAUGUUUCAAACGUAUUCCGAAAUUUAAGUACAGGUAUAGGUUUCUCGCACAGUGCGAAUCACUGUUUUUAAAUAUUGUAAAACCCCGCCAGUCUAUUCCGUUGGCGAAAUAUCUUUUGCGUACACAUAUUAAACCUAUAAUAUAAUCGUAUUUACUUUCUAUGGCCAAGAUCGAAAUUUAAUAAGCUGUUUGACGCCACACAAUGAUGAAAACCAUCGUUUCGAAAACAUUUCUAUUACCCAUUCACUUUUUUUUAGAUUCUAAGCGAAGCGAACAACGUAUUUGUUUUAUUAUGAAAUGUUUUUAUUUUCUUUAAUGUCUCCAUAAACAUCUUUUCUACAGGAAAUUUUACUCCAACAAACAACUGUAUAGGAACUAUCGUGCAGAAUUGUUCAUAAAGUUGGUGCAUCGAGGAGGUCGUCUUUUGAUUAUUCUUAUAGCUUUCAAUAAAUUGGAAAAACUAGCCAUUUUUGUUAAUUUCCGCGUUACGUCAACACCGAGUGAAAUGAAUACGAAUAAUAACACUGUUCAAAAUCUAACCGUCGAGAAUAAUUUCGGAAUCGUUAAACGAAAUUAAAUACAUAACCUAUAAAACUAUAAUAUUAUACAUAGGUCUAUCAAUCGCAAUCUACGGAUGCCUAUAACUAUACAAUAAUAAUAAUAAUAAAAAGGCCGUUAGAUAUUAUUGUUAGAUAGAAUAUUAUUAUGCAGACAGUUAUUCCAAACGACCGUGAAUAAAAUACGACUACUAUCGUUUUCCUGAUUUUUUUUUUUUUCAAAUAUCCAUGUCUAUAAAUAUUUGUAUAAUGAGUAUAAUAUAAAGACGCGCAGAAAAACACCAGUCUAUAAUAUAGACUUUACCUUGAACGUAAUUAUUGGUGUAGGUAAACUCAAUUAAUACCUAUCUAAUAAUUAUUAUUAUAACAUUAUUCGUCUGAGUAUUUUACAAGAUGAAAUAGGAUUAUCAUGAUUAGGACAGAGAAUGUAAUACCCUAUAGAAACCUAAAAAUGCUCUUCGAAAAAUUCUAAACAAUUAACUAAAAAAAUGCACUCAAAUAAAUGUUUGUUUUUAAUGUAAAUCAUAAUAUUAUAAAUUCAUUAUACGAUGACAAAACUUGUGCUGAUAAAUAGUCAAUUUUAUUGCUGUAACAGAAUAUUAAACAGGAAAUCUAGUUAUUCUUAAAAUACUACGUUGGUUUUGUCGUAGAAAUUAUCUGUUUAACCUCGAUAUUUUGGUUUUGUCAUUACAAUUGCCCGAUAAUAUAAUAUUUUAUAUCGUAUUAUAUAAUACGAGUAGGUACUUACGUCUUGCUUAAUAUAUUGUUAUAUUUAUAUAAAAAUCACGUUAGCGUGUAAAAAUUAUAAAAUAAAAUUUCGAAUCCAAAAGCUCCAAACAUUUUCAUUUAAAACCCUAAAAUGCUUUUAAAAAAUCAAGAAAAUGACUAAAAUGCCAAAAUUUAUCAAAAAAUUUAAAAUUAACUUUUUUUAUUCUUAUUCGAAACUACAUUAAACGAAUUUGUGACAAAAUACUAUAGCAUUUCGCACAGCAAACUUUAAAAAAUAGUGCUAAAUGCAUAGAAAUCGUAGUCUUAAUCAUAAUCUAACGACUAUAACGGAAAUGGUUUUUUAUUUUAGUAUUAUAUAGGUAUAGGUUUGUUUUCUUUCUUAAUAAUUUUAAUAUAUACCUAUUACACACCAUAAACUAUAAAAUAUAUAGAUUACGGACAUUUGGUUUUCAAAUAAACAGGCAGCCCUCUCCCCUUCGUUCAAAAAUGAUUCGAAAAGUGAAUAUUUAUCUGAAAAUGUCGAUGUGUUUGCAUAUAAUACUGAUAUCUGAUUUUCCGCGUUCGAGCUGUAUACGUAACGGCUACAAACUUAAACCGGAGAGUAAGGAAAAAUUAUCGUAUUAGUACCAAUAUUAAAUUUAUUACUCUUUCUUACUGUACACCGAUCUAAAUUUUAAACUCUUAAACGUAAAAUACCCGACAUUACUGUCCGAUAUUAUUUCUUUUUUUUUUUUAAAUACGGUUUAAAAAUCAAAACGUUAACAUCCGUUGACGAAGUUCAGAUUAGGUUAAGUACGGAGGGUAAAAAAGUUUGAAAAGAAAAACACGCAUAAACAUCAAAUAUAUUUGGUACUAAAACAAUCCUUGGAUAUAGAAAAUCACUGGAAAAAAGUAAAUAUGAUAAAUGGAAAAUCACUCUACAUUUCGCAGUGACCACGAUAGCAGUGAGACAAAAAUAUCGUGCAUAGUCGGUUUCUUUUUGUUCUUUUUGUUCUAUCUCAAUCAAAAUAAAAUCAAUUAAAAUACUUGUAUAUAACAAUAUGUACGCGUACGUGGUUUAGUGACCGUUAUAAAUACGAUACAAAUAAUUGUCUAGACGACUUUUAGACCUCGUUAAAGUGGUUAAAGUGAUAACAAUCGUAAUUAUUAUCCAAUUGGCGUACAAUAAUAAUUAAAGUUUAAUAAAAUGUGGUCUAUUUGCAAUAUCUAUAUAUGUGUCAAUAUAUAUUAUACGAUGGUAAUUAUUGUUAAAGGCGACAAUUAUUAUUCGGCAACGACGGACGGCAGUGUAAUAAUACUGCAUUAUACAUGCACAUGCGUAAAAAAGAUUAAUAACUCCGCGAGAGGUUUCGAGUGAAAUUCAUAUUUUAUCGGACGGGUGUUGCACCCUCAUUAUUCUCAUUAUCUUUUCUCUAUUUUUUUUUAUUUUGUUCUCUGCGUUAGUUAAUGGAACUAUUAUAUUUUUACGCGCAAAUCGAUGAAUGUAUCGGUAAAUUGCAAAUAGAAAAUUACACGCUUAAUAAUCGAAACGUAUAUUAUUCCAUAAAAUUCGAAUGGAUGAUAAACGCCGCCGCUGAAGCGAUUAUGAACAACCGUUAGAAUACAACAAUAUUUUAAUUUCCUACACACAUAGUACGUAAAAUCAAGUUCGGUCGCUGUAGUCUACUUUUUAUCUCGAAUCCUUAAAUAGGGCUACACACAGUUUUUGAUAUGUUCGCAGCGAAAAUUCAACUUUUUCUUUUUUUAUCGAUUUAAGAGUAAAGAUACAUAACGACCCGGAUGAAAAACACACAGUUAUUAUUAAUUAACUUGAAUGUUGUGAACGAGAAAUGAAGAAAUUACCCAUUUUAAAUGAUUAAUAAUUGGGCAAUAAUUACGGUUUACUGUGUUAAAGAAUAGAUGUGUACCCGUUAAAUACCCUUGAAUAGUAUAUAGAAAUGAUAUUAAUAAUUUGUAAUAAUAUUAUGUUUCAAUUUAUCGACAUUAGAAAAAAAAAAAACCUCUCGCUAUUGGACAGACUGGUUUCCGUAGGUUAGAUUAAAGCGAUGAAUCCAAAAACCGCACAUUUGCAAUAAAAUACAGGGCAAAACCGUAUACUAUUUGCAGAUUAAAACCACACACAUUUAGUAGGUUAAAACCGCACACUUUUUUAAAUUGUUGUAUCCGAAAAUUGCACAUUUUAUAAUAAUGUUUAAUCUAUUAUUUAUUAAUAAUUAAUUUAAAAAUAUAUAAAAUAAAAUUUCAAAUAUAAUAUUUGUAUCUUAAUUUGUGUUGUUAAAUAUUAAUGUAAAAUAUAAUCAGUAUAAAAUCAAAUAAACAAAAUGAUGAAAAUUUUAAGCAAAAAUCCGACGUUUUUUAAAGAAUUAAAUUUAUUUAUAAAAAAAAAAAUGUUUAUAUAAUUAUUAGUAGAAAUCGAUAGCCGAUGUUUUUUUUAGAAAUUUUAAACGAACUCCUUCCUUCGAAAAUUCUCUCCAACAUUUAAACAAUUGUUCCUAAAAUUAAACACAAUAUAAUAAAAAAUUAUGUAUUACUAAUGUUAAAAUGUAUCCAUUAAGUAAGUUGAUUUUGUUUUUAAUUGGACAAUACAUUCAUACAGCAAUAUAUUAUAUUAUAUUAUAUUUUAAAAUUAGCGUACAGUUUUACCCUAUAUAAGUGUGCGGUAUUUGGCUAUACAAAUGUACCUACUUAUCAUCCGAUGAAGUGUGUGGUUUUUAUCUAUCGACCAAUUCGGGAUAGAAACCAUAUGUUUGCGGUUUUUAAAUGCAACCGGUUAUAGGUGUAGAUGGAAAAAAAAACUAUAGCGUCGUCAUCACAGUAAACUUGCACAAAGGUGUGCUCGUUGAGGAUCGAAAAUUAACAAUUCACUUUUAAGUUUUAAAUUUUGUACUAUAAAAUGCAAAAGUUUAAACAAAGUAUGUUUCUAUUUGUUUCGCCUUUGCACUGUAAAAUCACCGAACCGAUCUCAAUUCGUUUUAAUAACGAAUUUGUUAGGAACAUUUCACUUGCAAAGACAUUCAUUGCUAGCUAAUUCUUUUGUACCGGAAUUCAACCACCGAAAACGGUCUUUGAAAAUCGCCUUUUUAUUUUUUCCUUCUGGUUUCUUUAUGGUGAUGAUUCGAUCAAAAAGAUAAUAUAAUUUAUCAUUCUAACAAAAAAGUAAAAAUAAAACGCCAGUGAGCAGCAGAACUAGAUCGUAUUUUCAGAUAGACGUAGGGAUAUCAUGUAUGCAUGAACAGUUCAAAUCAUAGCCGAAAAAUAGUCAUGCCAUACCGGUGGAAGAGAUAGAGAAACAAUUUGCUACCUUCAUUAGUGGCUCCGACGAAAUCACUCGUAAAAAAGUAUCUAGUAAGAUGUGUUUUUUGUUUGCUCGGAAAACGGUUUUAAUAAAAGUUCUCUAAUUCGUUCACAUAUUAUAAUACAUACACCUUAAAAGAUGUGUAUUUUAGAUGUGUUCAAUAAUAUUUGUGUACAACAGUUUUCUACAAAAUUAAAAAAAAAAAAAUGACAUAAAAUUAUUAAUACGUCGGCUUUAUUUUCGUCGAUUUUUGGACUGUAUUGGCUACAAGAGAUUAUGUAAAAAAAAUACACCCAAACGAAAAUCUAAAGCUUCGGUAGUUUAAGAAUUUAUGUUAUUUUACAGUUAUACAGUAAGUUAUUUAAUACAAAAAAAAAAACCAGAAAAGUUAUUUACUUUUAAAUUUUGAGAAUAUAUUUUCUUAAAAAAAUAUUUUGCGCGUACCUAUUCUAAUAGUAUUCGUACAAAUAUUGUGGUAUAAAAAACACUGACUUCAGGUACGCCGCAAAAAUAAUACAGUAAAUCAUACAAUAUUACUAUAUUUACUAUAUCUAAUAAUACUUAAAUUAUAAUAAAUUUCCUGCGAUCCGUGUCGUGAUAAGCCCACCAUAGUGCAAAACUAAUAACACACACGGGGGACUUAUAAUAUUAAUGCAAAAUUAUGUAUUUUACUAUCGAUCACGCCAGUUUUUAGACGAGACUACGAGUCAUUAAAAUGUCUGUUAUGUACUCGUGCAUUAUGAUGCACGUGGUCUUUCGUUGAAUGAAUGAUCUUAAAAUCGUUUUUUUUUUAAUACGCCAUAAAUUACUAUACACUCGUCCGAUAUGCAAAUAAUAAUAUUAAAAGAAAAAAUACGAUUAAAAAUAUACGCGGUUAUAUUUGUUCAAUAUUUAAAUACGCAGAUUUUUAUAAGCCACUCCCACAGGUGUCACGGGAUCGUACACGAAAAAAACCCGACGGACCUUAACGGCACAACGACUCGCGCUCAUACUUAUCCUAUAUUUAUUAUAUAGCUUAAUAUUGUAAUAUCCGAUACAAUUGUAGUUUUUUUUUUUUUUUUUGUUAUGAAACGGCCGUUGUGUUAUCUUAUAAAAAUUAUAAAGGCGGAAGUCGCUUGAAACAAAUGUUUUCUUAAAAAUGAUCGAGUAAACCAAUCGGAAAAAUGUAGAAAAAAUUCGUUGGUCGUGUAUAAAACACGUUUUCAGUGAGCAUUUUAGCUUAUGGAAAAAAAUUAUGAUAACAAAUUCGUAAUAAAUAAUUAAAAUAACAUAAACAAUAUUUGUCUAUUAUUUGUCUAUUAUUAUUAAGUAUGCUUAUUCUACUUAUUAUGUUUGAGCUUUUUUCUGUCGGUCUGUCAUGUCCGUGAACAUUCCAAACGUAAUCGAAAUUUUUCAGUUUUGUUUUUGAAAAUCGCGUCUACGUACCCAGAGUACGGUCAAGUUCUACCGUAAACUGUUUAGAUUCUGAGUGAAGCGAAAAAUGUAUUGGUUUUACAAAGAUGUUUUUUUUUUUUAUGCAAAUACUUUUUCAACUAGAAAGCUUACUUUGAUGUAUACGAUUUAGUCUUUUUUCUGAAAGGAAAUUUUCUUGAGAUGGUACUUUAAGAAAGUCAUUUUUUCGAUUUCAUCAGUUUUCUCAUUAAAUGUAAAAAACCGAAAAAAAACGGAGGAAAAGCGGUAAAAUAUACGAAAUAUAUUAGUAAAUUAUUACGAAUUUUUUUUCUGUAAACAUUUUUUUAAACCAGCAAUUUUGCUCAGGCUCAUAAUGACUAUUUAAUUAUUUUACCAUAAUAUGACAUGGAUUUUAUUGACAAUGCGUCACUAUUUACUGAACUUCACUCAGAAUCGUUUCUUCGUUAGCAAUGGUUUAUCGUUACUUAUACAGAUGUACAUUAAAUUUCCUUCUGUAUCCUACCUUCCCAAAUUCCUACCUACAACAGUGGCUGCACCCGUCUUCAUUAUUCUAGGACAACUUUCUAAUUUGUUCGCAUUAUUUAUUCACCUAUCGACGUAUUGUUGCUACAUGUGUUAAUAUAUAAGACAAUAUUGCUAAUAUAUUCGGCAUAUUAAAUUAUUGAUUUUUGUAUCGACUUUUUGUUAAGUACCUAGAUAUCAAAAUUAUAUUUUAUUACUUACUAAUUAAAAUUUUACAAAGCACUACUUGAAAAUCGCAUAAUAAUUAUAUUAUUUUUAGUCUCAUGUAACUCGUGACUUGUUGUUUCAUGUUUAUGGGACAAAAAAAUUAAACUGUAUAACACGAAUACUAAAAAUUAUGUACAAUUAGUAGGUAUAGUGUUUUUUACACGUAUAGUCUAACAAUAAUAAUCAUUGAUUUUAAUAUUUCUAAAGGUGUUUGACUUGCCUAUAAUAGUAAGUAUAUUACUAUUAUUACGCGUUUAAGUAAUCGGUAAUAAUAAUAUUAAGACACACGUUCAACAUUUCGAAAAGAAAACUAUACACUUUGAAUAGAUACUCAUAACCUUUGCUUUUUAUUGAAAUCGGUUAAAACAAUUUCUUUUGGCUUUGAUUGGACGCAUUGUUUUCGCACCUGCAAAAUAAAAUGGACUCGCCCUCGUGCGCACGUACAUUGGACGGUUUUCUAAGUAAAUUCAAAAACCUCAAAGUAACCAAAUGUUCUCAAGCCGAUAGCUUGCUCGCUGUGAACAUAACAGAACAGAAUUUUUCUUAACGUACUGUAAAAUUUUAGCAGUUCUAUUGUAAAAUACGGAAAGAGUAUACUUAUUUUCCCGGGUGAAAUGUUUAGUUUAUAUAAAGUUAAAAAUAUUUGUGAUAAUAAUUACACGGGACUUACUACUUGUACAUAUUAUGUUAUUCGAUAAAGCAAAAUUAAAUACUUGCGAGUAGAUAAAUUAGAAUUGUUUCAUUCAAUUGCUUAUACUUAACCCUUUACGAACGAUAUCUGCACGUUCUUAAAUGCCCAAUUACAUUUCCACCUGUAACCUAUUUUAAAAGUGUUGUUUAUUAUACAAGGAAAUUAUACGGUAGUGAAUUGUACGAUUGUACUCUACGAUGUAAUAAUAUUGACAUCCGUAGCGGGCGUGAUAUUCGCAUGUGUUGUCUCUGUCUUAAAAAUGUAUGAAAAAUCAAAUUCGCUUACAGCAGGGACAAAAUUGCGCUGUUAGUUUUAAUAUUAGAGUGAAUUGUCCUAUUAUCAAACUUAAAGAUGAGAACAUUAUCCGUGUAACACAAGCGCUUUUUCUCGCUGUAUUAAUUUUCGAGCGACGUAUGAAUAUGUGAUUCACAAUAUUAAAUAAUGCUUACAUCUCGCUUGGGAAUUAAAAUAUCAACAAAAAUAGCACCGAUAAAAUAACACAGAUAAUUUUGUCUUUAAGUUUGAGAACAGUUAAAUUUAUUGUUAUGUUAAAAAUAACAGCACAAAAUCGUUUUUGCUGAACGCAAAUUUUGCUGUGUCGUACGUUCGUAGGACGGAGACAACACAUGCGGGUAUCGCGUUCUCUUAAAUCGAAUAACUACUGUCGUUUGUAAAUAUUCUAUUGUUUCGUAAUGAUAUACCUAUAUAACAUUAUGUUACACAUAAUAUGCAAACGAUUAUUGUGGUUAUUUUUAUUGCUGUAUACCUAUUAAAAUAAAUGCACGUUUUCCAAAUGCACUUAACUCGUCAAAAACAAACGCAAUAUUGUUAUCUCGAAAAUAAUAUUUUUUAAAUAUAUCAAUAUAGGUGUAGGUACCUAUAUUUAGAUAAUUACCGUUGCAAAGACAAUACGAUUAACGUUGUCGCGUAAAAUAUAUUAUAAUAAUAUUAACAGUAGCGGGAGGGGCGGUACCCGUUUCCACCAAAAAAAAAAAAAAAAUUAUGAAAAAUUAAUUCACUCAAUGGCAUUGACCAAAAGUAAAAUGCUCACCAAAAGCGGGAGAGACUAUAAAUCCGAUAUUCCAGCGACAUCGUGUGUCACGUCAUAACUCUGCCCCACCUAACGACUCAACGUUAUUAAACCACACUGAGGAAUGAUAAGCAGUCGUCCGGAAAAUGAUAAGAUUUCAGUAACGCGUCUCGGUCGCAUAUCAAAAUACUGUAGGUACACGACAUAAAAUCCUACCCGACGUUGUUUCACGCGUAGCAAAUCCGGGUUUAUUUUCACUAUUUUACUUUGUUCCGUUCGGACCCAGGCGAAGCGAUUUCACAAUUAAAUAUGAUACUGUAUUUAGCAAAUUCAAGUAUUACAAAUUUAAAUACAGGUAUAGAAAUUACGAUUUCGGACCAAUUUCAUUCUUAUUCAUUUUGGAUUUUUCAUUUUUCCCAUAUUAUUACAUAGUUACGCGCGAAAUGCCGUAGCUACGGAUAUUUUGACCGCAGAGCAUUGUACAGAAUUCCGUACAAUUUGCUUGUAUAAUAAUUUAGGUACGGCAAUUAUUAAUAUAUUAACAUUUUAAUAUUCCGCGCUACAAGGUCACAUUUUCGAAACGAACGGAUAGGUAUAAUAGUAAUAUUAUUAUUAUUAAAAACGUCAUGCGCACAAUACAUUCGCAAUUAUUCAUAAUAGCGUAAAGCCGAAGGUAUAUUAUUUUAUUUGUUUAGAAACUGGUUUUUUUUUUCUGCGCAUUCGUAUAUUAUCCUUAACAACAAAUAAAUACUCCUGUAUAAUACUAAAAACACAUGCAAUACUAUUAACAGGUCCAACAUUUAUCAAAAUUAUAAUGUAUAAUAUUGCGUUCGGCUAACGCCGAUUAAUGUGGUUCCUCACGAUAAGGUCUCGAACAGUUUUUAUAUCGUCGAAAAUAUUUACAGGCACACAUUUGACAAAAUAAACGGUGAAAAAUCGUUUAUGCCCAUUAUCACAGGCAGAGCGGACGAUUUUGUGUUUAAAACGGGCGGUGCGCCGGAUGCAUUUUACAGCAUUUUUCGACGAUUUACAGACAAAUCUGAAAUCUGAAAUCUCAGCCGUACAAAUCGACUCCCACCCCCGUAUAUGUAUAUAAAACCUUCAAUGGAUAAUUACCUAAUUAGUUCUUCCGAAUACACUCACGAUUUAUAUACAAAAAAAAAAAAAUAAUAAUAAAAACGCAAACAGUUGCAAGAGUUAAUCAUUGAAAACUGAAAAUAGAUGUAUUUAUAUUAUAAUAAAACGACCGAAGACUGCAACUGAAAUAUCAUCGUACAACCAUCAUCGCUAAUUCCGUUCAAAAGGUGGCGACGAAAAUAUUAUAAUAUUAAUUUAUAACGGCAUUAUACACAAUCGACGUAAUAUCUAAACAAACGGCACGAGAUAGUAAUAAUUAGAGCUCGGAAGUUGUCGCGUUUGCAACUUUUUUUUCCUAUUGUUCGGAUUUACUGUUAAGUAAGUUUUAAAUUCGUCCCGUGCAAGUACGAAUCGAAAUCUAAAAUUUUUAGUACAACUUUUUACAAUUUCUGUCAUUUUUUCGAUUUGAUUGUAAUUUGUUGAUUUUCCUCAUUUAAAGUACAAUGUUUGAUAUUUUUAAAUAUUAUUCACUUGAUUUAAAUUAUCGUUUUCGUUAUAGAAAUAAAAUAACGAUAGGGGCCUUGUCAGGUAUUAAUAUGUCAGAAUAAUAUAAUAAUUGAUGGUUAUUUUUGGCUUUUUCGAUUGUGAAGGCAGAGGCGAAAAUAUGUUUUGAUAAGACGAUGCACGAAUUAUUAUUUCCCCAAAUCGUGGAUUAUUUUUAUGUUUAUUUGGUAAAUAAAAUAAUUGAUUGCAAUUUUUAAGUAUAAUUUUGGAUAUUUUUUAAAUAUCGCAUUAACGCAUUCAAUUUUAAUGCUUUGUAGUGCAAUAAUUUCCGAGCCUUAGUAAUGACGAUAACAACAGAGAUAGUAGAGAUAGUGAUCUUAGAGUCAAUAUAAUGCGUUGUCCGCCGAUAAAACUUACAAUUCGCCUUGGAAAUAUUAUUAUUACGUCAUCGUUCACGUUUUAUUUCGUACAGUUUUCCCUUCAUGGGAAUUACUAAUCAACAAAAAUCUUCGGAAGAAACAAAAUCCUACAACAGUGACCUAUAAGAGUUUAUUUUCAAUCGAGUUCCGACAAGCGCCCACUUGGUAUAUUGGAAUAUUUGAUGUCACUCGCAAUGAUACUUUUCCCCUUAUCACGGACGUAUGGGGAGAAAAUCUGGCACUUUUGUAUAAUCAUAUCCGAUGCAUCAUAUAGAAUAUUAUUACAAAAACGUUACAUUUAAUAUCAAUAGACGUCAAACUCAUUGCGGAAGUAAAAACUAUUUUAAAGUCGAUCGGGAAAAUUAGAAUGAUACUAUAAUUUAGAACACGGCGAGUAACACAUGAUGGGUAAAAAAUAAAUUGAAAAAAAAAAUAGGUUUCGGGCCAGGGUCGCAAUUCGUAUAGGUACUCGGAGGCAGCACGGGCGCCAAAUGAUAGGAAUAUUUUGAAAUAUACCUACGAGCACGUUUGCCAAACGUGUAACUCUAUAUCAGGUAGACAGAUAAAAAUAACAUUUUAAGAUUCGAUUUGGCGGUAAACUUUACCAAGGCGCUACGUUUGAUAAGAAUUUCAAUAUAAUUAUUGUCAUCUUCUGUUAUUCGUUGCAUAACUAUAUCAUUUAUGUUCGCGAUUUAUUAAUUAUUAUUAUAAUUGUCAGUGACGUUCUCAAAAAUUUCCAAUAGGGAGAGGAAAGAGUUGUGGGUAAUUUCUAGAAAAAUAUUUAAGGGACUAUCAGCGCACAUCCCUCUAGUUAUGACAUUUAAUAUUAUUUUAGAUUCUGAGUGGAAUGAAGAAUGUAUUGGUUUAACAAUGAUGUUUAUUUUUUUUUAUGUGAACACUUUUUCUAUUAGAAAGUUUUAGAAUUUUGCGAAUAACAAUUUUAAUCCACUACAGGGCACUAUGUUCGUAGCGAAUAUUUCGGAUUAUCGUUACAAUUUUGUACAAUGAUAUAUUUUAUGGUUGCAAAUAUUGAACUGGGGAAGGUAUCAAAUUUUUAAUUGUCUGACCAACGAGUGUACACUGACUGUUUUAAAUUAUUACUAGUAAAAAAGAAAAAAAAACCGUUAAAAAUAUACUCGAAUCAAUGAUGCAUUUACGGGGUUGGACCUGGGGAUAAAUCCACCCCGGUACCACAAUAUUAUUACUUGCCUAACGACUUGAGCCAUUUAUAACUCCAUAUUAAGAUUAGGCCGUUUAACGAUUAUUCCAUUAUGGCAUUUACCAUACUAUAUUCAAAAGUUGAGUUCACUUGUAUUGGAAAAUAUAUAAACCGGACUCGAGUGCAUUCUUCCCUGGACCAAAGAUACAUAUUAUAAAGUGCGUUUUAACCAAACUCGAAUUUAACUAUUAAAAUUUUAAUCGCUAUCCACCGGCUGAAGAUCACUGAUCUAAAUAAUAAUAUUAUGACAUACCUAUGUAAUAAAAUGUGUCCGAACGGAAUGAAAACAUUGUGACAAUGACAGUCGAUGAACCGAUUUCGUUUUAUAGUUUCGAGUACGCUCGCUAUAUUAUACGCUUGUGUAAAAAAUAUUAUGUUGCUGUACAUUAGAGAAUGUUCAGAAAAAAAAAACAUACCAAAUUUGUUUACCUACCGCUCGUAACCUCAGACUUCGACUACUUUCCUGUACUCUGACGUGUAAUUAUCUCGGAAUCCGUAGCACACUGCGGACCGGUUUUAUGGUUUUUUUUUUUAGCAUAGUUAUGUUAUUUGCCAAUCGUCUAUUGCACCUAUCUAAAUACUUGCUAAGACGUAUACCUUAUAUACCUAUAUACGUAUAUAGGUAGUUUUUUCAGACGUUUCAACAAUGAAAAAAAUAAUUCGUUACUAUUAAUCGUCAAGACGUGUAUUUCGAUUAUCGUAUUAUCGCGGUUCAAUACUAUGGAUUUUUCCUUGAAAAAAUGCUUAUUAUAGAUUUUUAGUACCUUAAGCACGAAGCUACGAGGAAGUUUUAUAUAUUAUCGUGAUUGUUAUUUUUAUUACGAUGUACUCAUUAUUUUCCGGCAGAAUUGAAAAACUAUUGUAAACCAUGUAUAAUAAUAAUAAUAUUAAUAAUCACGUACAAUAUUAACUUAUAGACUUACGAAAAAAAAAAAUCGAAAAAUUUGUCACUUCAUCACAUUAAAGAAAAGAAAAAAAAGACGUCCCAGAACAACGGGGACGGGCGCAGUCACUGUUAUAAGUAAUUAAUUAAUGUGUACCUGUAAGCAACGAUAAACCGUUGCUUACGAAAAAUACGAUUCUGAUCGGAGUUCAGUUGAUAGAGAUGCUUUGUCAACAAUAUAUAUACCAUAUUAUAGUAAAAUAAUUAAAUGUUCUCUACAAAUAUUCUUUGAUAAUAUUUUUUUAAUGUCGUUCCUGGUUUUCCCGUGGUUUUUCUCAGUUUUUCACAUUUGCUGAGAGACACGGGUCUAUGGGAUGUACAAAUUCGCACAAAUCUUAUACUAAACGUUUGCAAAGAAACAUAGCAUAAGUAAUUCAAUACUGUUAUGGGAUGGACACGUACAUGAUUCGUCCGGUUUUAUGCGGUAGUAGACGAUUAUUACUUUUCCAUCCGAUAUUGAUCAAUAUAUAAUAUAUUAUUAUUAACUCCGGGUCAUCAAGUUCAAGGAUAAUGUAAAUAUAACAAUAAUAGUAAUAUUUUGUUUUCGAUCUUUUAUUUUAAUUCAUGCAUAUAUACGUAUACAAUGUACCUUUAUAACUAUUAUGAACAAAACUAAACACUCACAUCACAUAUACGUUUGCCAUACGUAAUAUAACAUAAUAAUAUUAUAUCAUAACGGUCAUUGCGAUAUAUUAUUAUACGUAGAUUUGUUUUUAUCAUAGUGAUAGGUACAAUGUGUACGUAAUAUAGUAAAUAUUGCCACUGCUAACGGAACGUGAACAGGGUAAAUAGGUCGAUUGAAAUCACGUGUUCGUCAGAUUUCGUAUAUAUUAUUAUUAUGUAUGUGACAACUUACAACUUAGUGCGGACGUGCAGUGUUGGUUUUUAUCUAAGGAAAACAAUAAAUAUUGAAAAACGAUUCGUGGUACUUAAUACGCGUUUAAUCAGAAUAAUUGUCAUACAGACUCCAUAAUCGACUAUACUGUCAACGACCGCUAGUUCCUGCGUAUAAAAUAUCCUUUCAGGGGGGGGGGAAGGUAUAAUUUUUCUAAUAUUUCACUUUAAAGUUAAGGUGGGAGGAGAAGUGUAAAGUAAUGGACCAUAAUUUGUUUAGCGGCUAUUCUCCCCCUACCCCAACUUAGAAAUAGAAAUAAACUAUUGUUUGACGAAAGACGAUUCCGAGCGCAGUUCGGUAGUAUAUAAUUUGAAGUGCCGUAGUUUUUUUUUGCGAGUUUCGUUUAAAUUUAAUUUUAAAAAGCUUAGUUUAAAAAAAAAAGUCAUCUCUUGAUUUUGAAAAUAUUACCACUUCUAGGUAAGUCCAAUAUAAGUAUUAUCACCAAGUUUCAAGUAUUUAUGUGUAUUUAAACCGAAUUACAGCAAAAAACUCCCAAAAAUUAAAAUUCUUUAAAAGCUCAAAAGUGACUCAAAAGUUUUUGCAUUAAGAAGGUAAGAAAAUAUAUCAAAAAAUUAAAAAAAAAGGUAUCUUGUGAUGUUUCGAUUAAAUCAUUUUUUUCUGGUAGAAAACGUCGUCCAUGUUCUUGUAAAAUAAUGAAAUCGUGAAAUUGUACGUUGGCCUACGUUUUUUCCCACUUAAGUGCUUUUAUUUAAAAAACGAUGACAAAAAUCAAAAAAUGACCUCUUCAAUGUACAAUCUAGACAACUUGAGCUUUCAGAAAAGGUGCUACUCUUAUACAUUGGGGCAAUUUUACAAGGAAAAAACGUGUUCACAGACUAGUAAAAAAUAAAUAAAUAAACAGCGUUAUAAAACCAGUAAGUCCCUCGCUACGCUCGGAAUCUAAAAUAAAUUCUAUGAAUUUUUUAUGAAAAUGAAAUAUUGUAGUUUCAUGAAAUUUUAGAACUUAAUUAUUACUUAACCUAUUACAUUGGUUAUUAUAUUUAUUUCAACCGUGAUGUGGCUUGUUGAAAACUCCUUCGUCACGCCACUGACGGAUAAUUGGACGGCAUCUUGUAGAGAUAAGACAGAAUGAUAAAAUAACUUGAUAGAGGCAAAUGAAGUAGAUGUGUACAUUUAAAUUGUCACGGGCAAGGCCAUGCGGAAUCAUACACUAUAGUAUUUUAAUAUAACCGUAAACAACAGUAUAUAGUUAAUAGCUACUAACUACACAUUUUCAAGUUUUUAUUACAUACUCGAUUUUACGAGUGCAUAUUGUGUUUUUUUUUUUUUUUUACUUCGAUAGAUAAAAUAUAGCGCGUAUACAACUUGCGAUGCUCGUCUCGGUGAGUGACUUGGCCGAAAAUAACUAUUUUAUACUACGGUUGGAAAAAGACCGUUUUUUCUUUUUGUUCAUUUUGCUUACAUAAAUUAUAAUUAUUUUAAUUUUAUUAUUAUUAUUAUUGAUUAUUACAUAAUGUAUACAAGUACAUAAUAUUACUAAUAGUCGUAUUAUAUAGACGCUAUUGGUUGUAAACGGUGUGCUACGGUGAGCGGUGUAUAGUACAUAAAUAUUCUAUUAAUAUGCAUACUAAUUAUAUUUGAUUAUUAUGCAAUUCACUCGAGAAUCAUUCAGGUAAACUGAAAAAAAUUUCCCUACUUUUCUACACUACUUGCGUCACUAGAAAUGUUUACGCGUGAACCCAGCAUUAAUCGACUUUUUUCCUAAGUUCAUUUUAAAUUCUACUCACGUGAAAAUCAUAGAGGUUUAUAGUAGCUAUCAGUCUCCUGCUUUAAAUUCAAAAUGCAUAAUUGUGUUAUGGUAUUUCACAUUAAAAAUGAUAAAAGUUUCAAUUUCGGCGCCCUGGAGCAGUUGCUGCUCCCUUUAGAGCUAAGUCACUGAAUUUACUGUGAUUGGAAUACCAAAUGUGUCAAGAAUCCAAUUUCCGAAACAACAGAUGCGUACUUCCCGAUAAGCUCAGUUAUUAUUGUCUUACAAAACAGCUAUUUUUUAUUAUUUGCAUUUUUUUUUUUUUAUACUUGUGCAAUAUAACUUUCUGGUUAGAUAAAAAUAUGUCUAUAGACGAAAAAUCUGGAGGCACGACAUCAACGUCGCUAUCAUCUUCUUGAAAUACAAUCUAUAACAUAUUUUUUUUUUAUCCUCAAUACAAAUUAGGUACUUUUAAAAUUUUAAAUGCCUGCACAAUGAGGUUACUACAGAAUUUUAAAUACCCAUAGAUAUACGAAAUCUCAAUUUUCAAUUGAGUGAAAUACUAUUUGACGCAUCCGAAAUAAUUUCCGUAAAGUGUGUAGGUAAGUAUAUUAUUUUAAUGCGGUUUUUUUUUUCUAUUGCUAUUUUCGGUUUUCUCGUCGCCCACGACAUAUUUGUGUUAAGUCGGCCGUUUUUUGGCCCGACGUAACGGUGCCCGACCAUUGCAUCAGCCAGCCGUCUACACGAUGCAUUUCGUGUCUGGUGGCGUCGUAGUUUUAUAAUAAAUAAAAAUAGAAUUUACUAGUCUCCUCUGAGUGUUUAACUCGAUACCUACGGUCUGUGACGUUCAGUUUUGUUUUUUUUUUUUUGGAUACAAGUCAAUAAUACAAAGUAGGUAGUUAUAGUUUAGUAGUGUUGUUAUAACAAAUUAAUGGGAAUUAAGAAAUACAGACUUAGAUUAAACACGUGAUCAUAUCCUUUAUACAUCAUACCUCUAUCAUAUCCUGGAUGAAUACAAUUUUGGUUUUAAAACGUAGAAAAAUCGUAUUUAAAAUGUUUUAAUGACUUCAACAAUUCUUCAAUGAUAGAACAAAAACAAAAUUAAAAAUUAAAAAACAAAAAUCAAAUUCAAAAUCCUCCGUGAAAAUCGCUGGUUCAUGGUAAAUGUAUAAUUUUUUAUAUACAUUAUAUAUAUUAUAGGUUAGGCUAUAGAAUUUAAUAAAACAAAAUAUUUUAAUUUAAAUAGAUUAUUUCUAUGUGACAUCGUGAGAAACAAAACAAAAUACACGAAUAUGGUCGACAUUUUCCCCCCCGAAUUUUAUAAAUAAUUUUUAUUCAAUCAGGAAUGAAACAGGCUGCAACAGUCGCCAUUUUUUCAUUGUUUCCAUUGUGAUAUUAUAAUAUUAUUGUUAUUUUUUAGUUUCUCUGGUUUUUUAUGAAUAAAUAUUAUGCAAAUCGAAUUAUAUUUCUUGUGAUUUGGUCCAAGAGGAUAAAUGCUAAUCAUUAUAUAGUAAAUAAAAACCAGCAAACACGUUAUUUAUAAAUAAAUGUAUGUACAUUUUAUUCAAGGUAAUCGCAGGAGGAGAAAACCUAGUUAAAUUUUUCCUCAAAAAAUAAACCUGAUUAGUUUUUAAGAAUUCAUAAUAUUAAACCGGUUCAGAUUUUUGGCUUAACGGAUUUAAUUAUUUUUGACCACCACGACCGAUUCUGAUUUGCUUCCAGCAUAAAUUUUACUAUCCUCUUAAUUUGUACGGUAAAUACGGUUCAGCUAUACGGUAUCAUGUUCUGAAAAAUAACACGCUAGACGUUGGCCUGUGUCACCUACACUUUGAGCCGGGCCUGGUGGUUCCAACGGCUGGAACCCGAUUGAGUACGAUCGACCUUUUUCUUAACUGGAUUGAGCACGGUUGCAAUUAAACAAUUGAAACCCAAAAACAACACGAUUUAGCAUGAAAAUAGGUUAACACUUUAUACCGUAGAAUAUUAUUAUUAAAAAAAAAAAAUACAUUUGAACAUAAACGUUUAUAAAUAAAAAUCUUUUAUUGGUUUUUAAUCACAUAUUAUUACAUAUUAAGACAGCGUUUACUGAGUCAGUUGGUUUAGCAUAUGGUAAAAUUAAAAUUUGUUCCCCUAUAUACCGAAUAUAUGUAAAAAAAAUUAAAUAAAAAAGGUUGCUGUACAAUAAUUUUUCGUACAUCGCCAUUUCAACAAUUUACUUUUUUUUCUCGACCCGAUAAACCUGUACUUGAAAACUCCAACAUUUGCCAACUCUACCUCUCUAGAGAUAAAAUAAUUUGUAUUUCAUUAUUUUCUAUCAUAAAAAGCUUAAAAUUUGCAAAAAAUACACACUAUUUUUGAAGGAACACGAGCACGAGACAAUAGAACAGACUGGCUGUGACCAAGCCUUACUUACAGCGUAAGUACAUACAAUGUAUGUAUUUGUAUGUAAUUGUGAUCGGAGUGUGAAAACAAUCAGUCAUAUCAUUUAAACGGUACAAAAACAUAUUUUCCAAAUUGUACUUUUACGAAUGUUACACGAAUUUAACAACCUCCUCUAAAGAUCGCCACGGGAAAAUACAUGUAUGAAAAAGAAAAACAAAUUAACCAUCGAAGAUUCGUGCGCAUUAUUUCAUCAAUGUUUUAUUGUUAUUGUUAUUAUUUUGAUAGCGUUUCAACAAACGUUUCAUAAUUAUGCGCCGUACAUAAUACGCUCGUGUAAUAAAACACUGCACUUUCAUGAAUUCGCUAUUGCGACGGUUAAACAACACUAUAAUAUACAUUGUAUUGAGACGUUUAUAAUAUUAUUUUAUUACAUUAUCGAUCACUUGAAGAACCUGUAUUGCGAUUGUGUAUACGCUUAUUCUACCUAUCAAAGAGUUGUAUCUUUUUUUUAAAAAAUUAGUAUUAAUUGACUACGCUGCCGUAAUAAUUCGCGGACCACCGUGUUAUUAUUUAUAUAUCAGCAGUAAGUAGGUACUAUGGAGUAUCAUUUGUGUAGCGUUACGGCGCGUAAUAAUGCACCACUACUCUGCUCCAAACCAAUCUUAAAAGUAGAAUAUCCCGUCAACGGGUUGACGGAAAUCAAAAAUUUCAACGCCGAGAAGUAUUUUAAAUAAUACUCCAUCUAUUUAUGGUAUUUUCAAAAUAGGCUGUUGUUAGAAAAUUAAAAGCAGGCAAUCAUUUCACCCCCAAAAGCAAGGGGCACACAAAAAAAUGAUAACGUAACAUUUUAAAACUAUUUGAUUCUUAAGUUUUCGAAAAAAAUUAAUACUUUUCGAGAUAAUGAGUGUUUUCGGUUCAGUGAAUCACCCUGUAUAGGUUUAAGCUCACGUGUAGGUGUCAGGGAUAGCGGUCAUUGUAAAUCAAUCCUUACGUCACAUGAAAAUCAUGGAAGACAUCAUAUUAUUAUUUCUAUACGUCACAAUAAUAUUAUAACCGUUUUUUUUCAUUUCUUUUCGAUCUGUUUAAGAAAAAACUAAAUAUUAGAAGAAAAAAAAACCCACAAACGUUUUCAAGAAGUCUAUUUCAAUAAUAAUAUUAAAACCACUGUUAAUAUGUACUCAAACCCAAAAAUAUUUUAUAGUGUUUAAAUAAUUACUAUAUUUAAUAAUCGUAAUAUUCAAGGUUUUUUUUUACUCGAUGCUUUGAGGAUUUUAGUUCAAUGAUCAAAUAUCGAAAUCCAAUGCUCACUGUAGGAAGUUUUACUUUUCUCAACGGGAAAAAAAAUCGCGAUCGGAUCACACUGUAUGAGUCAUGAAAAGGCAAAUAUGUAUACAUUUUUGUCCAAAUUUCAAAUCUCUACGAAUAUUUUUAACUGAAUUACUGAAUUACAAAAGAAAAUUGCCGCGCGCAUUUAACUGAGCAAGAUUUCUGGUAGAAUUUGUCUACAUUCUUCGCUAUACUCAGAGUAUAAAAGAGUCGAAUAUCUCGUCAAUAAAUUGAUGAAAAUCAAAAAUGCCGACAUCGAAAUGUAUUCAAACUAAUAUUCUGUUAUUCUGUUUAUGUAUGAUGGAAUUUUUAAAUAAAUAUUGUCAUUUGAAAAUCAAAAGUGGUUUUUCGGUUUGUUACCAAAAAUAAGGUAGACAAAAAUAAUGAUAAUUUAAUAGUUUAGAGCUUGUUUAUUAAAUUGUAAAAAUAAAUGGACUGAUAUACUUCGCACUCGCACGUGCGAGUAGGUAGGAAGUUGGGAAGGUAGGAUACAGUCGGGAAUUUAAUGUAUAUCCGUAAGAAAUGAUACAACAUUGUUGGCGAAAAACCGAUUCUGAGCUCAGUUGAUAGUGUUGAUUUGCCAACAAUACAAUAUAUGGUAUAUAUCAUAUUAUGGUAAAAUUAUUACAACAAUGUGCGUUUCCAUGAAAACAAUAAUUGUGUAACAAGAUUAUAAUAAUGAAUAUUAAAUAUUAACAAAAAUAUAUAAAAAUGGUUGCCAAUGACAACCUUCUUUUUAAUCUUUCGAUCCUUUUUAGCGUGAAAAAUGACUUUUCUAAAGUACCUAGAAAAUAUUUCCUAUCAGAAAAGGUGCUGUACUUGAUAAUCGGAUAAUGCUUUCUGGUAGAAAAAAGGUUCACAUAAAAAAAAUAAACAUCAUUGUAAAACCAAUACAUUUCUCGUUCCAUUCAGAAUCUAAAAUUGAAGAAUCAUUGUCAUUAAGGUCGUUAAGACUACUCAGUUCGAUAAGAUGUCUAAACUUUUUAUAAAAUAUUAUUUUGGCCCUAGUUGCUGCCUUUAGAUUCGCUGUCCCAUAUUACUGAAAACUUAGAAAUCGUUUGUAGAAAAGUAUUUGAAUGAAAAUAUUCGAACGCUGAAAAAAGUAUUCGAAUACGUAUUUUAAACAAUUUUAUAAUUUUUUCAAAUUGUUUUUCAUAUUUUGUCUAUCAAUCUAAAAUGCAUAGCCUUACACCAUGUCAAAACUGUUGAAAGUUAAACGGUUUUGACAUUUUAACUUGUAACCUAACCAGUAUCGUAAAAAUGCUAUUAAAAAAAAAAAAUAGUAUAUUGACGGCUCUAUUACAUAAGCAAUAAUUAUGCAAAAAAUAAAAAGUAUUUACAAAUACUUUUGAAAAUGACGGUUACUUAUACCGGUUUACCGGUGUUCAAAUCGUAUUAUUAACAUUUUUAUAUUCAACGGUAAUAAAAAAAAGUAAAAAAUCAUGUAAACACGACACAUACUAUGGCGAUAAAAACAUUCUACUUUCGUGUCGCACGGGUGUACUCGGUUAUAAUAAUAAUUACUACGAUUUACGGUUACAGCAUUCAUGUAAAAUAAUGCGUUACCUGCACGGUUAUUAGUCAAUAUUGACACCGCGAUUAUAAACAGCCGACUAUUGUGUUAAAAUGCAAAAGCGAUUUUUUCAGAAGCGACAUUUCUCGAUCGGGUUAUUUUCUUUUCUCUAAUUAAUUCACAAGCGAAACAACCGAAACGAUAACGAUUAACAUGAUAAUAAUAUCAACGGGUUGGCAUUAGACAAUAAUGUUAUAAUAAUAAUUUACGUAACAAUACAGUAAUUGUAAUGUAAGACUGUAAGAGUAUUGUAGCGCCGAAAAUAAUGUCUCCGCUAGUAAAACGAAAACGCGAAAAGCUGUCCUCGGAUAAUGGAAACGAGUACAGCCACUAGGUUGUAAGUGCGAAAUCGUGAAGGUAGGAUAUACAUGGGAAUUUAAUGUACGUCCGUAAGCAACGAUUGGCCAUUCCAAAUAGAAAACGAUUCGGUCGGUAGUAUUGCUUAAUCAAUAGUAUUACAUAUGCCAUAUUAUGGUAAAAUAAUUGCAUAUGCAUUAAAUAUUUUCUUUAAUAAUAUUUGCUUAAUAUUGUACCCGUUUUCCCCUGUUUUCUCAUUUAUUGAUAAAACUCCUGGAUAAACCAAAAAAACGACCUCUUUAAAUUACCUCCCCGGUCUUCCUCUUCGCUCCACUCGGAGUCUUAAAUGUGAUUUCAACGAUUGAAUACCGACUCCGGUGUUCUGAACCGUUCGGACAAUAUUUUCGUCGUACUGCGGCGGGAAGUGAUUUCAAGGAGUGAUGAUUAUGCAUUUCAUUAUGCCCGCGCAGUGUUCGAGCCCCGGACCUUAAUAUAUUACCGUUUAACCGUUUAAAUAUUGACUAAUUUUCAUUUAUUUUUCUCGGCUUGAAAAGCGGUUUUCAAAAUCGAAAUCAACCGACUUUCGUAUACAUAUAUAAUAGUUUAAAACGACGAAAUGUCGGAUAGCAAUAUUAUCGAAAAUCGUAAUAAUAAUAUUUCCAGCAACUUGUUUUUUUUUUAAACGCGAUCGAGUCGCAAGUGUGUACUUAGACGUUCCUGAAAAUAAAUUUUACUACUAUAAUUAUGUCACCGAUGACCCGAUCGGUUACUCAUCACGUUUUACGAUUUUUUAUUAGUUUUAAUAUUUUGUUUUUUAAAACUAUAUAAUUUUUUAUUAAUGUUUUUUUUUUUUUUGGCGAUUUUUGUUAUACAGCGUGAAAACCUCAUUCAAGUGAUGUCUAGACGGAAAUCCGACGAAGACGAACCCGGUAAGGAGAAGCUCGCCCGAGUGCUCGACCUGGUCGACCUGACCGCUCUGGGCGUCGGGUCCACGCUGGGCGUCGGCGUCUACGUAUUGGCUGGUGCGGUCGCCAAAACAGAUGCCGGACCGGCGGUCGUGCUGUCGUUCGUGUUAGCCGCUUUCGCGUCGGCAUUCGCAGGUAUGAGAAAUUCAGUAAAAUACGUUUAUAAUGAAUAAUAAAAACAAAUCCAAAGCCUUCAAGUGAUUUCGCCACUCAAAUAUUUAAAAGCGUAUACGGGCAUAACGAUUUUUAUGAAAUAUGAAAAAAAAAUUUAAAAUUAUAAAAUCAAAAACAUCCACUUUCAUUCUAUUAUUUACAAAUAUGUUUUACAUGGAUAAUUCACUUGCCUCGUAGAGUGGUCAGGUAUCAAUAAUUUUAUUUUUGAAAAGAUGAUGGUUUCUUAUAAAACGCGUUUAACUUGGAUUUUGAAAAAUACAUUUCCAAACAGUAUAAUGAUAGUAUAAUGUGACCAUAUUUAAAAAAAAUCUGAUUUGUUUAGUUGUUUUUGUUUAUAUUCAAUGUCCUGUAGAAAAUUGUUAUUUCCCUCUCUCUUUGAAUGAAAAAUAUGAUAAUAAUAAUAAUAAACAUCGAAACCAAACGUCUUUACGAGGUAGUAAAGUUAAUCCUAUAAACCAUGUUUUGAGCAAAAUAAAUACCAAAUCAUACGCAUGCCCUUUAGUACAACAAUUAAAAUUUAUUUUAACAAAUUCUAACUGUAGAUGUUAACAAUUUAUAAAAAUAUCCCGCCAGCAGGAAACAUCCAAAGUAACGAAUUUGUUUUACAAUGAUGAGUAAUUUUCCUACAUUAUUUUGCAGGCCUGUGUUACGCCGAGUUCGCUGCUCGCGUGCCGAGAGCUGGAUCAGCGUACGUUUACAGUUACGUUGGUGUGGGCGAAUUCGUUGCGUUCGUCAUUGGGUGGAAUCUGAUACUCGAAUAUGUCAUCGGUAAGUAAAGGGAACAUAUUGGCUGUGGUGAUGUUGAUUUAUACGUUGUUAAAAGAAAGUAAAAUAAAUUCCGAUGAAACCUUAGUAAAUAUAAAAGCCGCGCCGUUGUCGUUGUCGUCGGGACGGCUGGUCGAAAGCGUUGAAAAAUAAAAAAAAAAAUUUAAAAUCCGCGAUGCUCAAAAUUCCAUUUACGCAAGUUUCAAGAUUUUCGCACUUUCACGCGAAGUCAGAGACUUUUAUAUCCACAUGAUUAUUUUUUCAUAAAACUAUUACAUCAAACUAUUCAUCGACUUAUUCUACAUUCUUCUGGCCGAGUUUCAGGUUUUUCUAGUUUUUAAAAUUUUUUUCUAAUUCUUGUAAGGUAUAUGCAAAUAUAUAGAUUCCUGGUAUAUUUAUUGUGAUUAGCGAUUAUUCCGAAAUGUAUGUUUUAUUUAAAUCUUAUACAAGUAUAGCAUUAAGAACUCUUAAUAUACAAAUGUGUUUUCAAAAUGCGUUUUGUGUGUUUCGGAAUAUAACUGAACGGGUGAUAGUCUACAGACUACGCACUGCAUAUAUUAUAUACAUAGAUCGAUAGCCAGAUUAAAGAAAGAAAAACUGAUACAGCUGAUGACACUGUGUCACUGUUUUAGUAGGGAAGUUGGAUGGAUUGAUAUAAUAUUAUAUCUUUAUAUUAUACAGAGUGAUUUAAUUUGUGUCUGUGUGCAACUAUAUACUAUUACUAACGAAAAACGAUUUUGAGCAGAGUAAUAUUAGUCGUAUUAUUUCGCUUUUUGAUAAUUUAGAAACCAAUACAAAUUAUGAGACCAACAAAUUACUAGUUUUUCCAUUUAUUAAGAAAACUACAAGGAGAAUGGGGAAAAUGAUUUUCUCAAUGUACUGCCUAGAUCAUAACCGCUACAAAAAAGUCCCUAUACAAUUAAAAAAGUAAAAAAAGUUGUUUAAAUACACGAGAAAAAAAAGGAAUUAGGAGCAUCAAGAUGUACACAGACCCGCUCAUCCUCUUCAAUAUGAAUAUUUUUAUUUAUCCUGAAAAAUGAAAAACUUAUUUAACGCUAAUAUACAGGUACAGCAAGUGUCGCCAAAGGUCUCAGUAACUACGUGGACGCGUUGUUCGAUUACCCGAUUCAAAAAACAAUGCUUUCACUUUGUCCGAUACAUGUCAGUUUUAUGGCCACCUAUCCGGACUUUUUGGCGUUCAGCGUCGUUUUAUUGUUAUCGAGUGAGUAAAUAAUUAUAAUAACUAAUUAAACAUUGUUUAUGCCAUACGAUUGUUAUUAUUUUACACAGUUUUGCUGUCUUGGGGAGUACGUGAAUCCACAAUUAUCAACAACAUAUUUACGGUCGUCAAUUUAUGUACUGUGGCUACGGUUAUCAUAAGCGGACUAUUCAAAGGUACCUAACGCAUUGUACAACCAUGUCAUUAAACGUUAUUUAUAUUUAUUUGAUAUGGACAGGGAUAGUGUAAUUGGGUAUUAGUUACAAGUUAAAGCUAAUAUAUUAUAACUUAUAAAUAUUAUAAUUAUUGAUAACAUAACUUGUAAAUGAUAAGUGAUUUUACUCGUAUUGUUCCGCUAUUAUCACACAUUGAAUUAAAAUUGAUUAGUACCGUACAAAAUAAUGAUACAAGAUGAUUUUUGUAACUUAAGUUACGUGUAUCUAUUUUUAGAAGUUACAAAAUAUGUUUUAACUCUUUAUAAUCAAAUAUUUCUUGAAAAUUGUGUAACUCUUUACAAGUUACAAGUUACAAAAGUAACUGAGUUACAUAACUUUAAUACAUGCAACUGAUUAUUACCCAUCCCUGGGUAUGAAAAUUAAAAAACCGAGUGUAUUUUGUAUUGUGAAUUGUAGACGAGAUAUUUGUAAAGUAUGGAACAUAGGUUAAUUUAUAGUUUGUGUACAGAAAGCAAUGAUUAAUCAUUGAAAUCAAAACGGAGCUCGAUAAAUUGGUAAGGUUCUAAUAUUAAUCAUGUUUAUUCCACAUGCAGCCGAUAUGACCCAAAAAUCGAAAAAAAUAAAAAAAAAUGUAUUCUCAUUGGUUGUCAGUUUUUUUUGUAAUUUUUCAGAAAAAUUGUUGAAAAUUUCGGAAAAUCCUCUCAAUAGAGUAACACCGGGUGAAAAAUCCGCGUAUGAUAAAAUUUCGCGUGAAAAAAUCGAAGAAUUUUUACUAACCAAAAAAGCGUUUUCUAAAAAAGAAAACAGUUAGCAUCUACGCUGCACUAUUCAGAGUCACGAAAAACUAACACAUUUUGCCGUCGCAGAGGCUUUUUUUUUUUAACGUUUACAUAUACGGUUUUCAUGCUAUUUUACGUUUGUCAUAAAAACCGCGGUUCAUUAGAAAACAAAGUUACAUUAUACUAUACAGAUGAUAGAAAUAGCCUUUAAUCCUACGAUACCAUAUCAGUAAAAACUACGAAAUACUGCAGAUAAUAUUUUCAUAUAACUAUAUUAUAUUAAUCCCGCGAUAUUACGGCCCAUAUAAUAUAUUAGGUAAUAAAUCGGUUUUUUUUUUUUUUUAUUUAGAAUUUUUUUGUCUCAGAAUUUUUUUCUACUCAGUUAGUAACGCAAUAGUAAUUAUUGUUAUUUUAUGAUACGAACGCAUUAUUAUAUGACUGAUAUCUUAUGUCCCGGUCGGACUGUAGUCGGAUUCCGUGUCGCGAAACUCUCCCGCGACCGUUCCCAAUUACGUCACAUGUGGCGGUCUGCACGGGAUGUGUAAAUAGAUAUUCGCUACAUGCUAUACCUAAAUUAACACGAGUGGUACCCGUUCAAGUUGAGCACUGUAAAUAAUAUAAUAUUAUGUUAUUUUAUUGCACGAGAUAGCUGGUACUAAAUGAUUUGAAUAAUAAUUAUGCGAAACAUACGAGUACCGUGUUAUCAUUACAAACACAUCCUAUUUGUAUAACCCAAUAAAUCGCUAUAGAAAGUAAAAUACAUAUAAGCUCUUGAACGUUAAUGGAUAUUUAUUUUCUAAAUUCGCAUACGUGCGCGAACUUGGCGGGAAUUUUUCCGCUCAUUUUCAGAAAGAAAAACAGAAAAAAUUAGCUUUUCCUCUAUUCGAUCAAAGCAAAAUGUGUGGUAGAAAACAUUAAUGUUAAAAAUUUGAACUAAUGUAAUCGGUAGCGUCGCGGCGGCGCGGCGCGUCAUAAAUAUCCAUCCGCGUGUUUUCUAUGACUUGGUUCUCGAAACAUUUUUGUAACUAUUAUGAAUAAAUUAAAACAAUAACCUGUCAAUGCACCAACUACAGAUCCAAAAUGCAACAAAAAAAAAUACAGAAAAAAAAAAAAUAUUUUAAAUAAAUUACCCUAUACAGAAAUUGAAAUAUGUACUAGUAUAUUUAUUUUGAUAUUUUUGUACGUUAUCAAUGGAUGCGAAAUAAUGUCACCUCCGAAAAAUCUGAAUGAGUAAAUAUUCAUAAAUGCCGUCACCGGUUGAGUUAUGACCAAUAUAAGCGAUAUGUAAACAAAUCUGAAAUUAUGAACACAUAACGUGAUGGCAUUGGUUAUACGACGCGGCGUCAUCUAACUGCGUAAACGAGUUUUGUCGGCUAGUUUUUUAUUUUUUUGUUGUCCAAUAUAUUAUCCGUGAUACUAAUUGAUAUGUGUAUCCUGUGGGAACACGUGGAUACUAGUAAAUUAAUAAUAAACACGUCACGAUGGAAAAUCUGAGUACGUAAAACGCAAUUUACUAGCAUUAUAAAAAUAUAACCACUCGGGUCCGCAAGCACUCGUGAAUUAUAAUAUAUUGAGGACCAUAGGCGGACCUGGAAUUUUACAUUUGAGUGUGCCCAGCCUGCUAUGUAGUUAUUUUACAUUCUGAGUGGAACAAAGAAACUUAUAGUUUUACUACGAAGUUUUUUUUUUUCUGUGAACAACUUUUCUACCAGCAAUUUAGCUCCAAUUUAUAACGAUAACAAUUUUUCAAAAAGGGAAUUUGACUGGGGAAGUACUUAAAGGAGGUUAAUUUUCGAUUUUCUCAGGAGUUUUAUCUACAAAUGUGAAAAACCAAAAAAGAAUGAGGAAAAACGGGAAACAUAAUGUUUAUUAUUAUUUGUUAUCCAUUAGUUUUAUUUUUACAUUAGGACUUGCCACGGCACAACCGAUACACCUCGUAGAUCCGCAAAUGUUGGGUACGGCCUAACGCAGCCACUCACUGACCUCGAACCCAAAUAGUGUUUUGUCCCUAGGUUUGUUUAUUAGGUCACGGUGACCGAUAAUGUAUCACUAUGACGUAUACAAACAUUAUUAACUAAAAAGUGGAAAACGCGGUAAAAAUCGUGAGAUUGUCGAAAUGUACUGGAUAUAGCGUUCUCGUUGUUUUCAAUUGAUCCGUAUGUAAUACCGGAAUUUACUACGAACACCGCGAUUGUCUGAGCAAUAUGAUAUACAUUUUGGACGAAUCAAUAUUUCGCGUUCAAUCUUCGAAUUUGGCCUUUUUUUCGACCAUGUCGAUCAUACUCUUCUCGAUUACGCGCUCUAAGUCAUUAAUGUUAAAUUUUCAAAAAAUCUCCGCUUAGACGCUUGAUGUAAAAUAUUAUAAUGGAUCACCCUGACGGUUAAUCCGGAUUAUUUACCUUGCCUAUAUUUACUAUUAGUCGACUCUGCAAUGUCGACCGAAGAACUACGACAGAAACUGAUUUAAUAUAUUAUUAAUAAUUGUGCGGAUUUGUUUAAAUAUUUUUUUUAUAUUCCACAUGCCAAUAGUAACAGACUGUGUUAUUUAUUAUUAUUAUUAUUUUUGUUACCGUUAUAGUCAAUUCGUACAACUGGAAUAUACCGAAACAAGAUAUCCCGAAAGACGCAAAAGGUGGCGAAGGCGGAUUCAUGCCCUACGGAUGGGCCGGUGUGACAGCGGGAGCUGCGAAAUGUUUCUAUGGGUUUAUCGGUUUCGACACCGUAGCUACUACGGGUUAGUACCGAUAAAAAAAUUUAAAAAAAAUAAACAAAUAAAUAUCAAUUUAGUAAUUUACCGUAAGCAAUAAUAAUAACGAAUUGUUCAACAUUUUUCCUCCGGUGGUUUUUUGUUGUUUAAUCCGGUAGUGUACACUACGAUACCCCUUGUGUGCUAAGAAAUCACAAAUAUGCUUUAUGGAAAUUUGAAAUAUGCACCUGCAACUCAAUUUUUUUAUUUAUAGUGUAAUCGAUCCUCGAUAGUGCACACAUCAUUAUCUUCUGAGAAUAGUUUCUUUUUUAGAAUUAUUAUUUUUCAAACAACCAAUAAAAUAAAUUGCUAUAAUAGGCUACAUUACCAUUAUAUUUUGUUAUACUUAUUUUUAGGGCUGAAACCACUCACUUUUAAUUUUUAAAUUGCAACUUACAUCAAAAUAUCAUAAAUAUAUGGCAUUUUAGUUGAAAUAAAUUUUGGUGUUGACAUUUUUAAUUUCCGGCAACGCCUUGUACAUAUCAAACUCAAAUAAAUAGGUUUACUACAGAAAGUCUGAAAAAUAACCACUGCGUUAGGUAAAUAAUUGGUAUAAUAUUUUCUCCGACUUAAUUAUACUUGUAUAAACUAAUAAUGCAUUCGAAAAAAAUGUAAUCGAUUAUUUAUAUAUAUUGGUAAACUAUAGGAGAAGAAGCUAAAAGGCCGAAACGAGACAUUCCGUUGGCUAUCGUUCUAUCAUUGACCAUCAUUACGUUCGCGUAUUGUGGUAUCAGCUCGGUUUUGACACUCAUGUGGCCGUAUUAUAAACAGGUAAAAUUAUUGACCAAUUCUAUAAAAUAAAAUUUAAAAAAAAUGUUAUUAAAUUUAAAAAUAUAAAUUAACUUUCUUGUAGGAUGCGGACGCGCCAUUCCCGUUUGUCUACGAUCAUCUUGGUUGGACGACAAUAAAAUGGAUCGUUUCUUCCGGCGCCAUUUUCGCUUUGUUCACGAGGUAACUACACAAUUAGUAUGUUUUAAAUUGUUUUAGAUUCUGAGAGGAGCGAGGAAUGUAUUGGUUUUACAAUAAUGUUUAUUGGGUUUUUUUUUUUUAUCUGAAUACAUUUUUUAUCGGAAAGCAUACUCCGAUUAUUAUGUAUAGUACCUUUUCUGAGUAGUGUUUUAGAGAGAUAAUUUUUUGAAAUUCUUAUUAAUAUUCGAGACAGUGAGGAAAACCUGGUUCUUUAGAUAAACAAAUAUUUGAUAGAUUAAAAAUAAGGUUGUCAUUGGCAAUCGUUUUAAUUUAUUUUUUGUUAUUUUCAUUAUUUUAAUAUUUUUAAACAAUCAUUGUUGUCAUGGAAUCGCAUAUUGUAAUAAUUUUACCAUAAUAUAACAUAUAUUGUUGACAAAGCCACACUAUCGACUGAACUCUGCUCAGAAUCGUUUUUUCGUUAGCAAUGGUUUAUCGUUUAUCAGAUAUACAUUAAAUUCCCGUCUGUAUCCUACCUUCCCAACUUUCCACCUACAACAGUGGCUGCGCCCACGUGCGAAGUAUGUCCAUCCUUUUUUUAUUUUUAACAUUAUGACUAUUUGGCUUAAUAUACGAUUAAUUUUAUUAUACUGUGUACUUUAUUAUUUUGUAACUGUUGGGUUGUAUACUAGAUGGUUUUUAAUAAAAAAAAAAAAAUUAAAUUAAGAGCCUCUAAAUUUUCUUUUGCUCCAAAGCCUUCAGAGUUCAAGAUCCGGCUCUGAUUUUCACCGAAUAUUAUAUAAAAUUCGUAUGAUAAUAUUACAAGUUUCUAGACACAAUACUAUUUUAAAAGCAUUCUAACGAUUUUGAGUUAUUUUUAAUUGCUUGAAAUAUUCGAUUAUUUUAAUACUUUUGUCCAUAUGAAUAUCAAAAGUCCGUACUCGUUUUUUUUUUUUUUUAAAUUAAAAUUCUAACGAAAAUCGUAAAAAUCACAGAUUUCGUAUACGAAUAAUAUUAUAUCAUGAAUUAUGUAGAUAAAACUGUUUUAGUACCAUACAAAUGGUCAAGAAUUCAAGACGAAAAAAUGCAGACAAUUGUGAUUAAUUUUUUCGUUACAAAUGAAUAAUAAUAAUAUUUCAAUUUAAGGUUGUCAAAACAUGUUUAACCAAACAUCACUCAGAAUAAUUUUGCGUUGUAACAAUGAUUUAUCAUUGCAUAUGGAUAUAAAUUUAAUUACCCUCUGUAUCCAACAUUUCCGACUUUCCACGAUUAAAACAGUGGCACACAAAUGGAGCGAAGUAUAACCGGUUUUUUUGUGUAGUCUUAUAGGAACCAUGUUUCCGUUACCGAGGAUUCUGUACGCUAUGUCCUGCGACGGUCUAUUGUUUCGCAUAUUCGCGGAUAUUCAUCCGAAAUAUCAUACUCCGGUGUUGGCCACUCUGCUAUCUGGUCUUCUAGCAGGUAAAAAUAAUAAUAUUAUUAUGCGUGAUGUAUUAAGAGUUUCUUCGCUGUAACACUAUCAAAGUUGCAAAAAUACAUUUUUUUUUUUUUUUAAUAUUGUCGUUUUGAACAGUAAGCAAAUGUAUAUGUUUUAAACAUGCAUUUUUAAUAUAAUAAUAAUAAUAUUAGUUAAUCAUAAUAUUAGUUAGUUAUAAAUAGAAUUGUAUUAUUAUUAUUUAUUUUUUUUUUCAGGUAUUAUGGCCGCGCUUUUCAAUCUGGAACAACUGAUCGAUAUGAUGUCCAUCGGUACAUUAUUGGCGUAUUCGAUUGUGUGUAUUUGCGUGCUGGUUUUACGAUACAAAAACGAUUCGGGCGUGGAGUUCACGAUCAAUGGAACCGAUGGUGCCGAAAAUAAUAGCUUCGUCGAAACGGUCAUGAAAACCACUAUGCGAUAUUUGAAUUUGUCCAACAUUAAAUACGCUAACGAAGACACCGAAUCCGUGUCGAAGACCGUCACGAUGUUUUAUAGUAUGUGAACAUAAAAACUACGUAAACAGCGUCAUUAGAGUCUUAUUUUCUCUCAGUCCACUUGUUACAAUAUUUGCCAUAGUUGUGUUACAUUUUAGUCCCCGUAUUUCCCGUUAAAAUAUACAAUUUGAACUUAAAAAUCGUUGAGGAGGGGUUCAAAGUUGAAACCACCGAAAAUCACAGCCUCGAGGCUGUGCAAAUACUUACACGGUACAUUUACAAUUUAUCAUUCCCCUUGUUCUCUCGUAACAAUAAAGAAAAAAAUAUCCUAAAUCCUACCUUUUUUGCCGUUUUUCUUAGACGCUUCUUAGUGCUUUCCUCCGAAAAAUUGGACUCGAACUCGGGAUUUAUAGUUUUUUAUAUAGUCGGUUUGAAGUGAAAAAAUGCUGGUCGAAUUUCAAUAUGAAUUUCUCCACAUUGUUACGAAAAGACGGUGGCUUUUUAGGUUAGCACAACCGUGCAUAACCCGGAUUUAGGACAUCUUGGCGAAAUGUAAUUCGACGAAACAAUUUAUUUAUUUGAAGCAAAAAUCAAACAAUAUUGUCUUUACUUAUACGUCGAAUUUUUAUGUCUUUCACGUUAUAUAAUCUCCGAAAAUAAUACUAUCAAUCCAAAUCCCAGUAACAAUAUUCGUUCGGCCGGACGUUAUCGUUAUAAUGUUCAUGGCAACAUUGCACCAGAUAGUUUUGUCUAUACUUAUUUGUCGAUUUGUUUACACUUCGUUUUGAAAACACAUUAUAAAACAUGUCUUGCCGAUUUUCGCUCCGGAUUGUUUUUCAUUCGCAAUAGUUUAUCGUUGCGUAUCAACAACAAUGAAAUUACUUUAUGCAUCCUAUUGUCCUAAGUUUCCACUUAUACCAGUGGCACACCCGUACCCAGUAACAAGCUCUUGUUUUGUAUUAUUUUUACUCCAAAUAAAUAAAUCGUUUCAUCGAAAUAUCCGUUCGCCGAAAACGUUUAGCCAUAACGACCGGAUACCAAAAUUACUGUGUAUACCCAAUUGACACGACACACUGCAGUAGUCUCUGUUUUCGAUGAAAACUCGAUUUUAAUGUCGCCUCAAACUUUGGUUUCCCGAUUUGUAAUGUGUCCGUCUGUCAAUACAGUUUGUGUAUCGGCAGUGUUCUGUUUUAUGGUGGUCCGACUAGAGGGCGACCAGCCCGCCAGCAGUUUGGCAUUAUACACGACCGCCAUUUUUGGCAUUGGACUGUUACUGUUAAUUCUGUUGCUGGCCCGACAACCGCAGUCCACCAAAGAGUUAUCGUUCAAGGUAAGAUACCCAUUGACUGCUUAUAAUAUUUAUCAAAGGUUGUUUUUUUUUUUUUUUUUUUUUAAAUUUUUCAUCGCCGUCAGGCACAUCGUUUCGUAUUUCCGUUCAUGUAUACCUAUAUUGUGCCGCAGGUACCUCUCGUUCCGCUCAUACCUUGCCUAAGUAUUCUUUUGAACAUUUACUUGAUGAUGAAAUUGGACGUGCACACUUGGAUCCGGUUCGGCAUUUGGCUGUCCAUCGGAUUCUUGAUUUACGUGUUUUACAGUACGACGCACAGCGUCGAGGGCCAAAAGCAACGGGACGGGUCCAAGAAAAAACCCGCGAUCAACGGAACUAUAAUUUCCAGUGGAAAAUUAUAAAACUCGCUGUUGAUGGUCAGAACAUUCCGUUAAACAAAUAAAAUAAUAUUAAAAAACUGACUGUCGUGAACAAUGUAUCAUUAUUAUGUAUUCUUUUUUUUUUCUUUUUUCUUUUUUUUUUACUUAUUAUAAACGCGUACGGUCUAUUGUUCUCGGAAUAUUAUUAUUUCACACAUACCUGCAGUAUUAUACAAAUUUAAAAAAUAUAUUGAAAACUGAGAUAAUAAUAUUCUAAUUAUUACGGGAACGAUAACCGCGCGACGAUAACCAAGUGUUGUACUUAUAUAAACUCACGUAUUUGAUCGUUUCUAAAUUAUUGUUGACGGAACCAUUAUUACUCUACUUAUUUUAAAAUUUUCAACCAAACUUUUUAUUAUUUCUACGUUGUGAUAUUUUGUGUUUAUUCAUAAUUAUUUAUUGAUAAUAUUAUUUUUGUUUUAAGUUAGGUAUACCUACAUUAUACUAAAUUAUUAAUAUUAUAUGAUUGUAGCAGGAACGAUAGGAAUAUAAUACAAUUAUUUACUUAACGAUACUAUUGUUUAUAUUCUAUUACUUUAAGUUAUUCGAGUAGAAUGAAAAUCUGUCGUUUUCGUUUUUCUAAACGUGUAUUAUCAAUUAUGAUGAAUGUGAAAAUAAUAUAUUAUGAUUUUCUCUGCACAAAAGGAAAUAUGUUUCCUUAAUAGAAUUAUUAUUGAUAAGUUAAAAUUUAACGAUAUCGUUUUUUUUUCGUUAUGAUAAAAGUAUUAAUUUCGUAAAUUUAACUUAAUUUUUUUAGUUAUUAAUUGUUUGUUGUUAUACACUUAUAAAUUUUGAGUACAAUACAUGGAUUUUUUUUUUUUACAUAUAAUAUUUAUUUGUGCGUAUUAUUAACUAAUAUGCUUAAAAAUUAUUUAUUUAUACACAAUCGUACUUUUAAAAUAUAUUCGGCGUGCACGAAAACAACAAUGAAAAAAAGCCGGACAUAUUUCGCAUGAUGGGUGCAACCGUUGUUUUUGUUUAGAAGCUGGGAAUUUAGGAUGUAAAGUUGAAAUUAAUUUUGUAUUUGUAAGCAACAAUAAAUCAUUGCUAACGAAAAAUGAUUCUAAGAGGCCUUCUGUUUUCCUGUGAACAACUUUUCUACCAGGAAUUUUGCUCCGAC